This is a messenger RNA of Drosophila miranda, 467 nucleotides long. RefSeq names its product 40S ribosomal protein S19a-like. The record is from RefSeq and is a predicted model, not a curated record. Gene Ontology annotation, molecular function: RNA binding; structural constituent of ribosome. NCBI's taxonomy places the organism in Eukaryota, Metazoa, Arthropoda, Insecta, Diptera, Drosophilidae. The coding region runs from base 16 to 438 and encodes 140 amino acids. Gene Ontology annotation, cellular component: ribosome; cytosolic small ribosomal subunit. Gene Ontology annotation, biological process: translation; ribosomal small subunit assembly. The transcript has a single exon.
ACUUUAACAAGAAAGAUGCCAGGUGUCACAGUAAAAAAUAUUGACCAGCAUGCCGUUACCAAGGCGGUUGCCGUCUUCCUCAAGAAGACUGGCAAAUUGAAGGUGCCCGACCAGAUGGACAUCAUCAAGACGGCCAAGUUCAAGGAGCUGGCCCCCUACGAUCCCGACUGGUUCUAUGUGCGUUGCGCCUCGAUCCUGCGCCAUCUGUAUCACCGGAGUCCCGCUGGUGUUGGCUCCAUCACCAAGAUCUAUGGUGGUCGCAAGCGCAACGGUGUCCACCCUUCGCAUUUCUGCCGUGCCGCUGACGGUGCCGCCCGUAAGGCUCUCCAGGCCCUCGAGCACGCCCGCCUUGUCGAGAAGCACCCAGAGGGUGGCCAGAUUGUGGUCAAGCAGCGCGAUGCCGCCAAGCAGACGGGUCCCCUUGUCAUUUCCAAGUAAACGUGGAUCGCACAUCCAAUCGAAGUCUA